Molecule: messenger RNA, 3859 nt
Organism: Monopterus albus (swamp eel)
Lineage: Eukaryota; Metazoa; Chordata; Actinopteri; Synbranchiformes; Synbranchidae
Exons: 3
Coding region: 691-2979 (762 amino acids)
Source: RefSeq, a predicted model, not a curated record
UGGGCCGGAGCCAUCUGUAGCAGUCCCUACGAACACUCAAAAUAGAGGAAUGGUCACGAAUUAAACUAUAUCCACCGUUAAAAAUGUGACGAUCAGGGCCAGGAUAAUGCCCCAGGUAGGCCUUAUGCCUUGCCACCACCCCUCCUCUCUUUCCCCGUUUCCGACCCUUCCUUCGUGGAAUGUCGCAUGGAGAACGGCAAAGAUAGGGUGGAACAGCUGCCAGAAAUGGAGGAAGGCUCUUUGAUGGCUUUCCCGGCUCGAAAACGAGCAACUUCUCUAUUGAGGCCCUGAUACUAAUAAGGGCAAGGCGAUCAUAUACCAGGGCAGACGAGGUGUUAUGAAAACAGUGUAACAAACAUAUUAAAACAAACCACAAACACCACAGCCGCAGACGGCCAGCCACAUACACCGGCGCCAUCUUGUCAGAUGCUUGCUAUGCUGAUUGUUCUGUUAAAUAGCAAUGGUCCUUUUUAUCAGCCUUACAUCUAGAAAGAUGCGUAUUGCGCCGUUAGAGGUAAAAUUCUUGGACUGGCGCAAGACAGACAAAAGCGAAAGCAUUUGCCAAGAAUGUUUUCAUUAAUCAAGGGAAAAAUGACAAACUUCAUUGGUUAUCUGAUUAGUUGCUGAUUUAUUUGUCAGUCUUGUGAUCAGUUAGUUGUUAUAGCUCUACCCAUUCUCAUUAUCUUUUAGAUGAAAGACACAGAUCUUGAAGAUUCUGGUGAACUAUAUGAUUCUGCAUCAGGGAGCAAGGAUGAUUAUAUUCCAGAAACUGAUACCACCUCUGAAAGUAACAGUGACAGUGAUGCUAGCCUUAAACUAAACCUAAAGACAAAACGUCAGUCUCUUGAAUUGGAUGUCAUUGGCUCAAUGAGUCCCCCUGUCUGUGACAGCACAGUGCCAGACAAAAUAACCUUUGGCAUGCACAGCCUUGCAUCUGAAGCCUCUGGAGCAGAAGAAGAAUCCUGUUCAAGUCAGAACAUAAAUGACAUCAUAGUUGUUGGCACAUGCAAGAAAGGAGAUGGGAAGAGAGUGUACGACAAGAGACAUUAUUGCUUGUAUUGCUGUAAGCCUUUUGCAAAAAUGGCAAGGCAUCUAGAACGUGCACAUGAAGAUAAAUCUGAUGUAACUAAAGCGCUAAGCUUUCCAAAGAGUUCCAAGGAGAGAAAGCAACAACUGGAUUAUAUUCGUAACAGAGGAAACUAUGCUCACAAUGCUGCAGUUAUGGAGUCAGGAAAGGGGCAACUAGUCCCAUUUAAAAGGCCACCUAAAGAAGUGCAGGGAAAUGACUUCAUGCACUGUGCAUACUGUCAAGGACUAUUUACAAGAAAGGUCCUGUGGCGACAUAUGCGUAGUUGUAGACUGAAACCUGGAUCAGUUGCCCCCAAGCCAGGAAAGAAUCGUGUUCAGUCCAUGUGUACAUACACAGGGCCUGUGCCUGAACACAUAAGUAAACAACUGUGGAGAGUAAUCAGUGCCAUGAAUCCUGACCCAAUCACAGAUGUAAUAAAAAAUGACCAAGUCAUUAUUGAUGCUGGACAGCACUUGUUAAACAAAGGUGGGACAUCAGCCAAGAAUCAUCAGUUUGUGCGGGAGAAGAUGCGAGAAAUGGGAAGGCUGCUUCACAAUGCUAGGAGAGUUACCACCAUAAAAAAAAUGGAAGAUUUCAUAAAUCCAAAGAAGUACAUGGAGACUGUUAAAGCUGUCAAGUUUACAUGUGGGUAUGAUAGUGAAACAGCCAAGUUUGUGAUUCCAUCAUUAGCAAACAAACUUGGGAAUGCCCUUGUUAAAGUAAGCAAACUCUUAAAAGCUCAGGGUUUAAUCUCAAACAACAAAGAGCUUGUGAAAAAUGCCAGUGACUUUCAAGAUGUCCAUCAGGAAAAGUGGAAUGAGAUGAUCUCAGCUACAGCGUUGAGGAACAUCAGGGAGGCAAAAUGGAAUGUGCCCACUCUCAUGCCCUUUACUGAAGAUGUCCAAAAAAUGCAUGCACAUCUCAAUCAAGUGCAAGAGGAGUGGUACAAUUCACUCUCUGAAAGUCCCUCUACAAAAGCCUGGAUGGAGCUGACAAAGGUGUGUCUGGUCCAGAUCAUUCUCUUUAACCGGCGCAGGGAAGGAGAGGUAGCGAGCAUGCCCUUAUCUGCAUUUUCAUCAAGAGACACUUCUGAUCUGCAUGAGGAUGUGGAGUGGGCGCUCUCUGAAGUGGAGAAAAAUCUCUGCAGACACUUCUCAAGAAUUGUUAUCAGGGGAAAACGUGGUCGCCCAGUUCCAAUUCUGCUGACUCCAAAAAUGCUGUGUGCAUUAGAACUCCUUGUUCAGCAGAGAGAGGCUUGUGGGGUUCUCAAAGACAAUGCUUAUAUGUUUGCAAGACCAGAAGCUAUGACACAUUUCCGAGGUUGCGACUGCAUCCGUGGCUUUGCAAAGGUGUGUGGUGCAAAGUGUCCCCAGGCACUGACAUCUACCAGACUGCGAAAGCAUGCUGCAACCCUUUCAACAGUGCUGAACAUGACAGACACAGAGAUGGACCAGCUGGCCAACUUCCUGGGACAUGACAUAAGAGUCCAUCGUGAGUUCUAUCGACUCCCUGAGAAGACCCUACAACUUGCCAAGAUCAGCAAAGUUCUAAUGGCACUCGAGCAAGGAAGAUUAGCUGAGUUUCAUGGCAAGAACUUGGAUGAAAUUCAGAUAGAUCCAGAUGAAAAAGUUCUGGACAUUGACAAGGAAGAUGGGACCAUACAGGAUGGAAAUUUGUCAUCUACUGCUGAUGAACCACCAGUAGAGGGGACAUUUCCUCCUACCCAGAGGAAUGAAAUGCCACAGCCCCUACCACCUAAGAGAUGCAAACCAUCAUCAAAUGAUGAAAUACUUUCAGAAGCUAGUGUGAUGAGGGCUUCAUCCAAAGGUGAACUCUUUACACAUUUCUCAUAUGUCAGUAAUGAUUAUGUCUGCUCAUUUUUGGAGAUGUUAUGUCGGUGUACAUAUUAAACUAGAAAUGGCCAAAUGUUGUAGUAGCAGUAAUAGCAGCCAAAAGGGAAUGUAAAAAGAAACUCAGCACACCUUUUAAUCACUGGCAAUCUUACAACUGUUUGUAGUUUUGUCCUUUCAAAUCUGAAACUGUUGCUCAGUUUAUUAAACCAAACAUUAACACAGUAACAGAGUGAGCUCUUAAACAAGAUAUUAAUUUGCUUAACAUGUGCAUUGUGUUAAGCACAUUGAAUUGCUGUUGUGUAUGAAAAUGUGGUAUAAAUGUAUUAUAUAAAUAUUAAUAUAAAUGAUGUUUCCAUUUGAAAUGUUUCCACCAUGUUGCUGUCCCCAGCAGCUCUAAAUUGCUCUGCUCUGUCUGCAUAUGAAUCUUCACAUGAUGCUCAGAAAACUAUUCAGUAGUUGUUGAUAGCAUUACUUUGCAGUUGCUGGAAUCUACUAUGUGCUUGAAGUUGGACUAGUAAUAGUAACUGUUCUAAUAACUGGUGAUUAACAACUCUGGAGCAGUUCAAUGAAAGGAUGGAUGUGUGGUAAUAACUUGCAGUAUUACUUACUCUAGAAGCAAAUCAACUUCAUGUAGCUUUAGUAUCAAUUGAAAUAAUUAACACAAUUAAAGCUGCUAAAGCCAUAAUCACCACAGUAGUACUGAUAAUUGUUGUAAUGUGUUGUAUACAUCUUUAGAUGUAGUAAGAUAGCUAGAUGAAUUUACCCAAAUGAUCCAAAAUGUUGAUAAGAACAUGAUAAAUGCAUGUGUCCUGAAAUUUUUUUGAAAAAUUCAAAUUAAUAUCAUUUUCAUGAAUGUAUAAAAAGUGAGCCCAUGACUGUGCUCUGCUUUAACAAUUCCUUUCAUAAGGUAAUGCAAUAUGCAUGGCCUAUAGGAAAA